Messenger RNA from Neurospora hispaniola, 3504 nucleotides. RefSeq lists its product as uncharacterized. The transcript has 3 exons. Gene Ontology annotation, biological process: eisosome assembly. The record is from RefSeq and is a predicted model, not a curated record. NCBI's taxonomy places the organism in Eukaryota, Fungi, Ascomycota, Sordariomycetes, Sordariales, Sordariaceae. The coding region runs from base 231 to 3413 and encodes 1060 amino acids.
CAUCACCGUACAAAACCAAUCGUCAAGUAGAAUCCACAAGAUCAAACAACACCUCGAAAGCAAAGGACCUGUAAGAUUUCGCCAUUUCACAGCCUCCGUCGCAGUGGACCAUCAUCAUCCGGCCGGUGCCCCACAGUUUCCCGACAUCCGAUUCCCACGCGGCCGGUCUGGUCUUUUAACCUUUGUUUUGUUUGGGAUUUGGUCCUGGUUCCAAUAGCCAUACAUAAACCAUGGUCUCAUCUACUGCGCUUAAGCAAACAGCGCUCGUCCCUCCAAACAAUACGGGGAGGCUCCGAUACGCAGACUCCAAAGACCUACCUAGCUGCCCUUCUUCCGGUCUCAAGGACAACAACGGAGCUGCCAGUGCCGCCGCGACUUUGGGAUGGACCAACAGGAAAUCGGUCGAAUAUCCAAAACCAGAGAUAUCGACAGCUCCCGCUUCUUCAGCCGCGACUUUGGGAUGGACAAACACCAAAGUAGUUGAACAUCCAAAGGCAGAGCUAUCAAAGACACACGCUUCGCACGCCAAUACCGCUGCAGUCCUGGCUAACGGCCAAAAGAUGGCGUCCCCAACGAGUAACGGUUUGGAGGUUUCGCGAACCAAGAGCAAUGCCGCAGGAUCACAAGCGGCUAUCUCGGCAUUACGUGCAGCUCAAAGACAACAGAAGCAACAGCACCAACCCCAACCUCAGCAGCCUAAGCUUACCCUGCAGACCUCAAACUGGGGUAACUCGGCUGCGAAUUUGGCCUUCAAGGGACACAAGUCACCGACCUCUUCUACCCUAACUGUCCCAGAGACACAUAGUUCCGCCUUGACACGGCAAGCAUCACUGCGCGCAGCAAGGGAUGCUGUGGCCGGGCGACGCCCGCGAUCGAAGUCGCAACCUCAGCCGAUAACCGACAACACCGCAUACCCUGACAAAGAAAACGCAACCUCCAAUGCCCUCAGCGCCGCGGCCAAGUCGAUGCGCUCUCCAUCUAUUCGUUCGACGGACGGAGCCGGCGCCGUUCCGUACACAACCAUGAGCAGAGAAAUGUUUACGUCCCGACCUCCUGUCAAGCCUGAAGUCGAUGAGAAGCAGCGGCAAGACGUUCUCCAUGCUUCCGCUUUGGCCAUGGCCAAGCGCAUGUACACCCAGCAGCAAAAAACGAUCGACCAGUCCAAACAAGCGCAAGGGAGGAGAUCCUCCUUUGAGCGCCAUGGUACCAGCAACCCAACAGAUCAAAACGACGAAGUGGAACGCUCGCCGGUGGUAUACAACAGCCUCCAAGACGCCGCCUACCGUCUCGCGCAGGAACGUCUUGCCAAGCUGCACGACGAACACCAGAAGAACCGGGAGAUGCAGGAGUACUACACGGGUGCUUCGCCCUCCUCCAACCAGGGCAACAGCGCCGGUAGCGCAUUUGGCAGCAUCCGCAACAAACUAACCAGGCGUCGGUCCUCCAGCGACGGCGACAUCAUCGCCGCCAACGACCGCCAGCACUCCCAGCGCAUUCGCAAGCAAAUGUCCCUUUUCAACACCAAGAUCGCCGAAGUCGACGAGCAAAAGCGAGCGCGCGACCGCGAAGCGCUUUUGCAAGCCGCGCAGCGCAACGUCAAGGCGCGAUUGCAGGGGAUGGAUGAAAAGCUGUAUGCGGAAAAGGGAGUGAUGAUUCCGCACACGAGCAAGAGCGAUUGGGAAGUAAAGGCACACGCUGCGGCGCAGGCGAGGUUCGAUGCGACGAACAGUGGCAAAAGGUCGAUGGAUGCGGGCCAAGUGGAUAUCGGUGGAGGGAAGAUGGUAGACAGGGCGAAGGUGGAGGAUAUCGCGGCGAAGAGGGUGCAGCCGCUGCUGGAUGAAAUCAAUGAUCUUGCGGAAAAAGAGAGGGAGAGGAAGGCAACGUUGAAGAUGGAAGAGGAGAGGAAGAAGGAGGAGGUGGAGAAGAAUAAGAUGAGGGAGAAGGAGGUGGCGAUGUUGCACAAGCAGUUGAAAGACCAGCAAAAAGACAAGGAGAAGGCUCUGGCGGCGGAAGUCAAGAGAGAAGAAAGGCAGCGAAAAGAGGAAGAGAAAGCGGCCAAGGCCGAGCAGAAGCGAUUGGCCAAGGAGGCCAAGGAGACCAAGGAGGAGAAGCAAACUGGAAAGGGGAAGGAGCCCGCGACCGUCGCUGAUUUGGACCGAAGUUCGCCGGACAACCAACCAAUGGUCCGACCACCGGUUGUCCAUAGGAGGACAGACAGUUCAGGGUUGGCCAGGUUAUCCAUGCCCUUCCUCCAAAGACGCACAUCGCCGCUUCAACGGGUUUCAACAUCACCAGACGAGGGAACGAGUCCCAUUUCGGAUCCGCAAUCGGUGGCAUCCCCAACUAGCAAAGUGAAGGCCUGGUUAAAGAGCCGCUUCUCCCGUCCUAGACGAGUAUCUGGCGCAUCUGUCGCCUCGCCGAAAGUAGUUACAACGGCGGACGGUACCGCUGAUGCUGCCAGCCCAAAUGCGAACAGGGGCUUCAUCGGUGGCAUGGCCCUAACCCGGAAGCUAGGUGAAAAUAACCCCAGUGUCCCCUCCAUUGUUGGAGACGACCACAGCGGGCCGGGAAGUAUCCGCGAAGUCGCCCUUGCCGGCCUCUCAGCUCCCAGCCCGGUCCAGGCGUCGGCGACACUGGCGCCAGCCAUAACACUGCGAGCGACGGCACAAGAUGAACCUGGUGAAAGCAGUGGCCUUACGACCGUCCCUAACAACCCCACCGGCGCCCUGGGCACUGCCGCUUUGAAAUCUUCCUCUCGACCUAUCAGCGCCAUUGGUAGUUUGGACGCACUGGCUACCGUCACCACCAUCACCACUACUACUACCACCACCAAACCAGCAGUCCGCGACCGUCCUCCCUCCCCAUCAGCCCAAGACCAAGGCCAAGUCCAACAACCACACCUCGUCCUCCCCUACGUCACCACCACCACCACCACCACUGCCCCAGCCGGAGGCGAAGCAGAAGUCAACUCCGUUAGCAGCCUAAGUAGCUCAGACUUAAGCGAUAGCGUCUACAGCAGUGUAAGCAAUAACAGCGCUUCAAGGCCUGCUCAAGACAACGACAACGACAACGAAGACGACGAGUUCCUAGAAGCGAGAAGCAUUUUUUCCAGCGACGGGCCGCAUACACCACCAUCGGCGGGGUUCCCUCCGGUGGUGAAUGGGAUGCAGGUUUCUGUCACACAACCUACCCCCAGUAUUGGUAGUGAGGGGCAUGGGCAGUUUUUGAUGGUUAAGCCGAGAGCUAGUACUGGGUCUGGUUUUGGGGUGGGGAGUGUGAGUGGAAGGAGUCUGAGGGAGAGGCCGGUGAGUCCGGGGGGACUGAGUGUUGGACAGUCGUCGAUCAGUGGGUGUGGGAGGAUUAGUCCGUUUAGGGAGAGUAGGUUUUCGGAGAAUUUUGAUAAAGAGGAUUAAGGGGUAGUGGAUAAGGUUUUGUGUUUUUAAUUGUGGCACUUGGGUUUGUUUUGGAUAGUGUUCUUUUCUUGGAUGGUUGAUACCCUUUUCG